Molecule: messenger RNA, 723 nt
Organism: Papaver somniferum (opium poppy)
Lineage: Eukaryota; Viridiplantae; Streptophyta; Magnoliopsida; Ranunculales; Papaveraceae
Product: monothiol glutaredoxin-S9-like
Exons: 1
Coding region: 202-510 (102 amino acids)
Source: RefSeq, a predicted model, not a curated record
UUGAGAACUCAACUUCUUCACUGGAAAUCAAUCUUCUUACUCUUUACUUCAUUCAUACUUUCCAUCCAAAACUUCAACUUCUCUCAGCCGUAUUGGAUUGAGCUCGAAUAUCGAAUUCGAUUAGCUUGGUUGAGAGAUUGUACUGAAGUUGGAGGAUCUUAGUGCUCUCUCACAUUAUAAUUCAGUUAUAGUGUCAUAAAAAUGGAAGCUAUAAUGAGAGUUGCCACAAAGAAAGGGGUGGUGAUUUUUAGUAAAAGCUCAUGUUGUAUGUGUUAUACUGUCAAAAUUUUGUUUCACGAACUCGGCGUGAAUCCAUUGAUUCAUGAACUUGAUCAAGACCCUGAAGGAAAAGACAUGGAGAAGGCUCUCAUGAGGAUGGGAUGUAACACGGCAGUACCUGCCGUGUACAUUAAUGGUCAGUUUAUCGGAUCCACCAAUGAAAUUAUGUCUCUUCAUCUCGGUGGUUCGUUGCUUCCAUUAGUCAGACCAUUCCAAGCUAUGCUGCCAUGAUAAUUAAUUUUCUUAUAGCGCAGCAUAUAAAAAUGCAUGGUUUACUAAAGGAAACCGUAUAAACUAGCUUUGCAUUGUAUAAUAAUCUACUAACUAGGAGUAUUAAUUAAUUAGAGUUUGAUUAAGCGCGCUUGUUUGUUCCAUUCAGAAAUUGUGUGUUUAUGUAUCUAGUAUUUGCUAAUAAAGGUUUGCUCUUAUUAUAAGCUUGCUUCC